Molecule: messenger RNA, 2506 nt
Organism: Trametes versicolor FP-101664 SS1
Lineage: Eukaryota; Fungi; Basidiomycota; Agaricomycetes; Polyporales; Polyporaceae
Product: 2-nitropropane dioxygenase
Exons: 19
Coding region: 45-1106 (353 amino acids)
Molecular function (GO): nitronate monooxygenase activity
Source: RefSeq, a predicted model, not a curated record
UCUGAACCCAUCCUCGUACCUCUUCACCAGAAACGACCGCCAAGAUGCCUUCCUCUCCGCCCGUAUUCUCGACGCCUCUCACGAAGCUGUUCAACAUCACCCACCCCGUCAUGCUUGCAGGCAUGAAUGUGGCGGCCGGACCAAGGCUAGCAGCAGCUGUCACCAAUGCAGGUGGCAUUGGAGUUAUUGGCGGCCUGCGCCAGAGCCCCAAGAUGCUCCAGGACAGCAUCAAUGAAAUCAAGAGUCACCUCGAGGACAAGACUGCACCCUUCGGCGUCGACCUGCUCAUCCCUCAAGUAGGAGGGAACGCCAGGAAGACCAACUAUGACUACUCGAAGGGACAGCUUCCGGCACUCACAGAAGUCAUGAUCAAGAACGGCGUGAAGCUCUUCGUGUGUGCGGUUGGAGUUCCUCCCAAAGACAUGGUCGACAAGUUGCACUCUGCUGGCAUCGUGGUCAUGAACAUGGUCGGGCACCCGAAGCACGUCGCCAAAGCGCUUGCCCAAGGUGUCGAUGUCAUCUGUGCGCAAGGCGGAGAGGGAGGUGGUCACACUGGUGAUACCCCGUUCUCCAUCCUCAUCCCCGCGGUCGUCGACAUCUGCAAGAACGCAAAGAGCCCACUCACCGGAGAACCCAUCAUCGUCGUCGCUGCAGGCGGGAUUGCCGACGGACGCGGUCUCGCAGCCGCUCUCUCAUACGGCGCCGCGGGUGUCUGGGUCGGUACCCGCUUCGUGGCCAGCGAGGAGGCCGGCGCGCCGAAGGUGCACAAGGACCUCGUCCUGAGUGCCGGGUACGACGACGUCACGCGCACAAUCAUCUACUCCGGACGGCCUAUGCACGUCCGCAAGACGCCUUAUGUUGCGAGCUGGGACGGCAAAGAGCAGAAGGUUGCAGAGCUCACGUCGCAGGGCAAGAUUCCGCACCAGGUUGAUUUGGAGGAACACCCGGAGAAGUCGAUGGAGAGCCGCAUGUGGCUUAUGGGCAAAGUGGCUGGCUCUAUCAAGGACAUACGACCUGCGAAAGAUAUUGUGGACGAGCUGGUCAACACUGCCGCAGCAAGUAUUCAGAACGCCUCGAACUACAUGGCUGUCAAGUCCAAGCUAUGAUUAUUGGAUUUAGCACGCGCUUCAACGCCGCACAUACCUCAUCACGUAGGGACUAUUCCCUUGAAUUUGCAUGCAUUAUCUAGCACAGGUGUACAACAACAGAAUAUAGCCUCAGUCAUCACCCAUCAGCUCCGCGAGCUCGCGUUCUUCGUCCGCAGUCAUUCCAGCAUCCUCAGGCGUAUCUGCUGGAGGUUCCUCCUUAGGCUUCUCCACCUCCUUCGGUGGCGGAGGCGGCGGCUGCAGAAGCUCAUUCAGCCUCCACCGCCUAAUCGUCCCGUCCAGACUCGCGCUCACGACCCACGGCUCGACGCGCACCUUCCCCGGCUCGCCCUCGACCUUGCUCCGGCGCAUCCACAGCCGCAGCGCGGUCACGUCGUGCCAGUGCCCGUCCGUCUCCGCGAGCAGCUCCGGCUCGUCCGGCGCGGACACGUCGUACGCGCGGAUCACGUCGCCCGCGCCCGUGAGCAGGUACGGCUCCGCGAGCGGCGUGAGCUGCAGCGGGAGCAGCGCCUUCACGGCCGUCGGGUGCUGGAUGGGCGGCGGUAGUUUCGCGGGGAGGGCGUCGGCGCCGGGUGUUGGGACGGGGGCGGGGACGGGUAAGGACGCGGUGCGCGGGAUGAGCUGGACCGUUUCGUCUGCGGAGGCUGUCCAGAGUUGCGAAGUCCCGAGCGCGAUGUCGUUCACCCGCGUCCGGUGGUGCGUGAGCUCCUCGAGGAGGGUGCUCUGCCAUCGUGGAGGUACCUCGUUGUCUUUUGUGAGGUCCCACACUUUGAUCACGCCCAUUGUGUCUGCCGUGUAGAGCACCGCGGACGUGUCUGAUGUCGCGCGCGCAUCGAGGGACUCGACGGGGCGCGAGUGCUCAGCUAGCGAGCCCACAGAGCGGAGUGGCUGUCCGUCUGCGACUGUAGAGAGGUCCCAAAACCGGAUGAUUUUGUCGGACCCGCUCGAGAUGAGGAGACGGAUGGAGGGUAUCACCAGCAGCGCUUUCACGAAGUCUGCAUGGCCGGGUGUGGAAGAGAUGAGCUCCUUCGUCUCUGCAUUCCAGACUUUGAUCGUCCUAUCCCAUGAGCCUGUCACGAGGAGGUCCGCUUUGCCCGACCCUGCAUCGCGGUCCACAAACGCAAGCGAGGUCACAGGCGCAGUAUGUCCCUUAAACAGUUGCAACGUCUUCCCGGUCUCGAGAGAGAGCUUGCGAAUGACGGUCGUGUUUUCCGCAAUCCACGCGAAGUUUCCGCGGACCUCUAUCGCCAAGGCCUUGCCGGUAAUCGCGAUAGGCGACCCGACGUCCUUUGUGCGCCCCGCCUUGUCCUUGCGGGCCUUCUCGAGCAAGAGCUCUGCCUCGGAUCGGAUGAGAUUGGAGGUGUCUGCGGUCUGCAUGGCUGCGCUGUUGUGCAAUCGCG